AUGCGUUGUAGUGUUCGGGGAAAGACCGUGCUUGUCACCGGUGCGUCUGCGGGUAUCGGUCUUGAGGCAGCGCGGGCAUUUGCCGACGAGACAGCGGGCGACGUCAGGCUGGUUCUGGCGGCCAGACGAAUCGACAGACUCGAGAAAACGAAAACAAGCCUCGAGGAGCUGUAUCCGGCGAUAAAGGUGUUUGUCGCGCAGCUGGACAUCCAGAAACCGGAUCUCGUGCGACAGUUUGUGCUGUCGUUGCCGCAGGAGUUUUCUGAGAUCGACAUUCUGGUGAACAACGCCGGUGUCGCUCUGGGAAGAGACCCCGUAGGGACGGGCGAUCCGGGCGCUGUGCAGACGAUGCUGGACACCAACGUGCUGGGUCUGAUCACGCUGACGCAGGAGAUUGUUCCUGGCAUGCGCAGGCGGAACCGCGGCGACAUUGUCAACGUUGGCUCGAUCGCCGGACGGACGCCGUACCCCGGCGGCGCGGUCUACUGUGCUACCAAGGCCGCGGUGAAGUACUUCACGCGGAGUCUGAGAAAAGAGCUGCUGGACACGAGAAUACGAGUUAUGGAGGUUGUUCCGGGCGCAGUGGACACAGAACUGCGUUAUGUGAGACACGGAGGAGUGCGGUCGGAGCUGGAAGAUAAGUUCAUGGGCGAGAACCCGCUGGCAGCGGUGGAAAUUGCAGACUUCAUUGUGUACGCCUGCACGAGACGCGAGAACACCGUUAUCGCAGAGGCCGUCAUUGUGCCCACGUAUCAGUCGCGCUAG
Messenger RNA from Ogataea angusta, 765 nucleotides. RefSeq lists its product as uncharacterized. Bases 1 to 765 code for a protein of 254 amino acids. Gene Ontology annotation, cellular component: cytosol. The record is from RefSeq and is a predicted model, not a curated record. Gene Ontology annotation, molecular function: oxidoreductase activity. The transcript has a single exon. Lineage: Eukaryota; Fungi; Ascomycota; Pichiomycetes; Pichiales; Pichiaceae.